AUGUCUCAUAAAUUAAGUGAUACAAUAUUUCAGAAGCCCAAAGUUACCGUACUUUCAACAAUGUUAAAUUUUGACAAUGACAAAUUUACAUUAAUUUCUCAAGAAAUUAACCCAGAAAGCACUAGUAAAGACAUAAGAGACAAUAAAAACAAAGUGGAAAAUGAAGUAAAUACAGAAUUAGAAUUAGACAGUAGUAAUAAUAAUGAACAAAAUUUUGAUUAUACGUGUGAUAAAGAAAUUAAUGAACUUAUACCAGAUAAUGAAGAAUUAAUUAAUAAAGGAAAAAAAUAUAUAACGUGCAAACACCUGUUUUGCAAGUAA
This is a messenger RNA of Diversispora eburnea, 321 nucleotides long. The record is from the annotation of a GenBank genome assembly. Lineage: Eukaryota; Fungi; Glomeromycota; Glomeromycetes; Diversisporales; Diversisporaceae.